Tupaia belangeri chinensis (Chinese tree shrew) is the source of this 1914-nucleotide messenger RNA. RefSeq names its product keratin 222 (gene KRT222). The record is from RefSeq and is a predicted model, not a curated record. The transcript is spliced from 6 exons. Bases 66 to 953 code for a protein of 295 amino acids. Gene Ontology annotation, molecular function: structural molecule activity. Lineage: Eukaryota; Metazoa; Chordata; Mammalia; Scandentia; Tupaiidae.
GCUCUGCCGCAGCGACUCAGCCUAUCGAUAAGGUUCAGUUAGCCAAGGUGGAGGAUGGGAAAAGAAUGGAACUGUCCCAGCUACUCAAUGAGAUCAGGGCAAACUAUGAAAAGCUCCUCACCAGAAAUCAGAUAGAGACGGUGCUCUCAACAAGGAUCCAGCUAGAAGAAGACUUAAGCAAAAAAAUGGACAAAGAUGAAGAGGCUUUAAAGGCAGCUCAAGCAGAACUCAAGGAAGCCCGACGCCAGUGGCACCACCUGCAAGUGGAAAUCGAGUCUCUCCAUGCUGUGGAGAGGGGUCUUGAAAACUCUCUGCACGCCAGUGAGCAGCAUUACCAGAUGCAGCUGCAAGACCUGGAGGCCGUGAUUGAAGGACUGGAGAAGGAACUGCUGGAAGUAAGGCGUGGCAUUGAAAAGCAGCUUCAAGAGCACGAGAUGCUUCUCAAUACGAAGAUGAGGCUGGAACAAGAAAUAGCCACUUACCGCCGCCUCCUAGAAAAGGAAGAAAUCAGAUAUUAUGGUUGUAUCCAAGGUGGGAAAAAAGACCAAAAACCCACCACGAGUAGAGUUGGUUUUGUUUUACCUUCAGCUAUUAUAAAUGAAAUAUCUUUUUCAACAAAAGUCCCACAAAGGUAUGAGAAUGAAAAAGUGGAAACAGUGACCAAACAGGCGAUAUUAAAUGGAAAUGUUGUAAAGGAGAGCACUGAGGCUCAUGGCACUAUCCAGACAGAGAAAGUGGAUGAAGUUAUUAAAGAAUGGGAAGGUUCCUUCUUUAAAGAUAAUCCUAAAUUAAGGAAAAAAUCUGUUUCUCUUCGAUUUGAUCUUCAUCUAGCAGCCACUGAUGAAGGAUGUUUACAGACUAAGCAAGAUAAUCUACCAGAUAUAGAAGUCAGGCUUAUCAUGAGACGAUCAUGCAGUAUCCCUUCUAUCAAACCUCCAGCAACAGCUAAUUAAUCCAAAGAUAGUAUUUGACCUGACUUGAAAAUUACGUUAGGAUGGACCAAGGUGGGUUGUGCUCACCCCCUUCUGUCCCCAAAUGUAAGUUAUUAAGUACGUAUGGAAAAUGUUACAAUCAACGUGUGAUUCUCUUCAGUAAAAAGAAAAAACAGUACUAUGGGACAAAGUUUUUCUGAAUCCAAUUAGGAUAUAUUUUUUUGGAAAGGGAGAGCUUAAAAAAUAGAAUCAAUAAUUCAGUAUGGUUUCUAUUUUAUUUAUUCUCCAAAUGGUCUUUUCCCUUGAAAUUUAUCAGGGACAGUCAGCAUUAAGCUGGUUUAGUUAAGUCUAUAAUUUCCCUCAGUAGCUGAAUACUCCAAGAAAAAAAUAGAUCACCUGAAUAUGACCGUUUUAAGAUCACACAGUUAUUCAUUAUUCCAUAACUGGUUAAAGCUAAAAAGUUUGUUCUACUUAAAAAAGAAAGCAAUUCUAAAUGAUUUUUUUAAAGAAAGACUCACUAUUCACUUAACCAGGAAUUUUGCCUUUGAGACAAUCAUUUGUACACUAAGAAAAAUAAGAAGAGUUCUUUUCCAUGAGCAGUUCUGAGCAAACUAGAGAACAUACCCCAAUGCUAAACUGAUAAUUAAGUAAAAUUAAGUUAAUCUACAUCUGAAAGUUUUUCUGUAAUCAGUAUCUAAUUUCCAGAAGAGUUACUUCAAUUAAAGAACUUUAAAGAUUGUAUCUUGCCUGCGCACACACACAAAAAGAAUCAGAGACCAGAUACACAAACAAAAAAUGAAAAGCAAGUCGAAAAGGUAGUUACUCAGACAGAAUGAUCCAACCUCUUACCCAAUUUUUCCACUUAUAAAGUUAAAAGUGAUUAGAGUGUUUGCUAUCAGUCUUAGGUAAACUACUAUAUGAAAUAUUAUAAAUAUUUCUUGCAAUCAUUUGUGUGAACUAGGAUAACUGUAUCGUUAUCUAA